AUGUCGUUGCUAUUUUCGGCGGAAGAGGAGGAACUACUUGAUUCCUGGAAGCUCGAACUGGGGCUGCUGGAGGAGGACGAAUCAAUUAUCGAAUCGGGCGCAUGUGGAGAACUUGGUCCAGACGAAGAAGAGGCAAGUGCAGAUGAAUUAGUGGACAGAGACCCACUGGUCGAAGACCCACCUGUCGACCCGCUGGACGUCUCUGCAUGA
Molecule: messenger RNA, 210 nt
Organism: Linum trigynum
Lineage: Eukaryota; Viridiplantae; Streptophyta; Magnoliopsida; Malpighiales; Linaceae
Source: the annotation of a GenBank genome assembly